GUCUUUGCAGCAGACUGCCAGAGCUGCGUUUUCCACGACCUGCUGGAGUUGGCAAUCUUGCAGGCCUCCUCUCCCGGGGCAGAAGGCCACGCACAGCUCCUCCCGGGUCCCGAGUGCCGCCCACCCGGGCCUCUCGCCGCACCUAGGACGGCGGCCGGGUCUAGGAGGGACGCCUAUGGGCGCGGCGGCCCCGCCCUGGCCAGCCUGGGGCGGAGGCCGGUUCCCAUAGGGAUCGCGGGCCGGCGGGCUGCGACAGAACGGGGCCAGAGUCUGCGAGGCUGGAGCGAGGCCGGCGGGGCAACCGCGGCGCUUCUUCUGUCUUAGGUCCUUGACAAAGACCCAUCGUUGAGUGGGGCUGUUCAUGCCAAUAUUUACUAAGCGACAUUUUCAAACUAUGUGAAGAUCCAUUUUAAGAAUUUAUUCAUCAGUGAUGGAGAAGUAUGAAAAAAUUGGGAAAAUUGGUGAAGGAUCCUAUGGAGUUGUUUUCAAAUGCCGAAACAGGGACACAGGUCAGAUUGUGGCCAUCAAGAAGUUUCUGGAAUCAGAAGAUGACCCUGUCAUAAAGAAAAUCGCCCUUCGAGAAAUCCGCAUGCUCAAGCAACUCAAGCAUCCCAAUCUCGUCAACCUCAUCGAAGUCUUCAGGAGAAAGCGGAGGCUUCACCUGGUGUUUGAGUACUGUGACCACACCGUGCUCCAUGAGCUGGACAGACACCAAAGAGGGGUACCAGAACAUCUUGUGAAGAGCAUAACUUGGCAGACACUGCAGGCUGUAAAUUUUUGCCAUAAACACAGUUGCAUACACAGGGAUGUGAAGCCGGAAAAUAUCCUCGUCACGAAACAGUCUGUGAUUAAGCUUUGUGACUUUGGAUUCGCUCGACUUUUAACUGGACCGAGCGACUACUACACAGACUACGUGGCCACCAGGUGGUACCGCGCCCCAGAGCUGCUGGUGGGGGACACGCAAUACGGCCCCCCGGUAGAUGUUUGGGCGAUUGGCUGUGUCUUUGCUGAGCUGCUGUCAGGGGUUCCUCUGUGGCCAGGAAAAUCAGAUGUGGAUCAGCUCUAUCUGAUUAGGAAAACCUUGGGAGACCUCAUUCCUAGGCACCAACAUGUAUUUAGCACAAAUCAGUACUUCAGUGGGGUAAAAAUUCCAGACCCUGAAGAUAUGGAACCACUUGAAUUAAAAUUUCCAAACAUCUCUUAUUCUGCCCUGGGCCUCUUAAAGGGCUGUCUCCACAUGAAUCCUGCCGAGAGACUGACGUGUGAGCAGCUGUUGCAGCAUUCGUAUUUUGACAGUAUCAGAGAAAUAGGGGAUUCGGCAAAACAGCAUGAGAAACCAACAAGGAAGACCCUACGACAGAGCCGAAAGCACUUGCCGGGGUUGCAGUGCCUACCUCAGCUGACCAGCAGCAGCAUCCUUCCAGCUCUGGAUAACAAGAAAUAUUGCUAUAACACCAAGAAACUUAACUACCAUUUUCCAAACAUUUAAAGAGCUUGGAGAUUGAUGAUAAAAAAAGAGUUGAUCAUCAAUUUGAAUAAAACACACAUUUGGUUGAAAAUAAUCACAACGUUGGAAGAAGCCUCAGGAGAAAAUUAAGUAACUAAGUGGGGGAGGCCAAAUGGCAAGAUGUGAAGGAAAAUUCCAGAGGCAGUCUUCCAUGCAUGACAAUGCUGUCCAGAACAGAAGGGAACAACUUCUUUGGAUUUUCAUUUGUAUUUUUAUUGUAUCUAAGUGGCUGAGCUGAUGGACAGAAUAUAAACUGUAUCUACUGUACUCGCCCAUACCUCUGGCAAAAUAGAGAUGCAAAAGAAAAAAGAUUUAUGCUAUAAUCGUACCAGAUAGAACAGGUGAAAAUGGAUUACAGAAUGCCCAUAUAUUUUUUUUGGAUCUCCGUUGCUUUGAGACCUGUUUCCUGCUUCUUCAGAUUUUCUCAUCAUAUUUAAGGAGGGUUUUAGUUCUUAAAAGCAAAAUAUUUAAAAUUCCAUUUCCUGCUUGUUCUAGUUCUUGAUUUUAUAUAUGGAAAUAUCUUGAAUAUUUGAGUCAUUCAAAAUAUUUAAAAUCAUGUGGAUUAUCAUAAAGGGACUGUAAUUUAUCUGCUUAUAUAUUUAAUGAUGUGUUUAUAGACACUUCUUACAUAUACUUUGGUCUUUACCUUUAGUAAAGGAUGCAUCUUAGUCAUUUUUGCAGGCAAGAUGGGUUGACUAUAAUCUGUCUACAUUUGUUCACCCAGUUACCCUCGCAAACAAUGGCAUGAAGCUUGGUAGUUGACCAAGGGGUAGAACAAGAUCUACAGGCUUUGCAGGAACUAAGCCUGCCAGCCUGAAAGUAAUUAGUACUCCAUUCUCUCCAGUUCUACCUCAGACCUGGAGACAGAGCAACAGGCAGGACUAUAUACAGUGAUCUGGGUUUUGGAAGAAACUGCUUAUAAACUUUCACUUGUUGUCCCUGAAAUAUCUUUUUACAGUCUAUGUAUAUGUUGUAUAUAUAUGUAUACUGCACACGCAUAUAUGUGUGUAUAUAUACCAACCUAACAGCUAAACACUAACAAUAAUAGGCCAAAGUGAUAUUAUUGAGAAUUGCGAGCUUUGUACAGUGGUACUUAAAAUGAUGACAUAUAGUUAGCUUUGAUUUGGCCUAUUGCUUCUAUUCAAAAAGCUUUUUCAUCUUUGUCCCCUGGACAUAAGGGCAAUAUGAAGCUGAUGUCUGUUUCUUAUUGCUCAACCCCAUUCUUGAUUGAUGUGCUGCUAUUUCCUAGCAGUUCUCAGCCAUGGUUUUUGAAGAUGUAUUUUACUGUUUACUGUAUCUUCAAAACAUUUCUUCUGCACUUUUAAUUUACUGCCAUAUUAAUUUUCUUCAUGACAGCAUUUGAUGGUUUUUACUUACUGCACAGUGAUCUACCAAAUUCUGGCAUCUGUUCAAUAAUUUUGAGUAUCCCAGCCAGUUUAAUGAUAGCCUGAGGCUUCCUGAUGUAUGUAGCUUCUUGCAUAAAGCUGACAGUGGGCUAAAUAACCAGUCACAAUAUAAUCUAAUUCUUGUUACAUAGACUUUGAUUCAAAUGACAAAGAAGGACAUCCAACUUCUGCAGUAGUGUAAAUUUUGUAUUUUCUUUUUUCCUUACCCCUAACAAUGCACCUGACAAGGCAGAUGACUGCAACUGCCUAAUUUAUCCAGUAUUUUUAAAGACUCCCAUUCAGAAUAGAAAAGUGUUGCCAGACUAACUUGUGGCCAAUCAGGUGCUUCAUCACAUAGCAAUCAAACAAACCUGAGAUAGAAGUGGUCAUUUUUUUCUGACUUCUAUAAAAUGUAUGCUUAUACUUAACCAUAUCCGUGAUCCUUUCUUUCUUCAUCAUGGAAUCACCACUGUUUCACAUGAGACAAACAUUUUCUGAUUUUUUAAAUGACAGUGGCAAUUAUAUUAGUAAAUAGUAUAUCAUUUAUGGCAUGUGCUAUUUACAUAACCCAGUUUCUAAACACAACUAAAAUUCAUUUUUCUGCUAUAAGAGUGCAUUACAGAAAGUGUUUAUUUUAAAACUAUCUCCAGUCAAGGUUAUAUCUAACAGAAUAAUGUUCAAACCAAACAUACAGACAUCCACAAACAAGUUGGCAUAUAACUAACAAUAAUAGAAUCAGGGCCAUUUCAAAGAGGUAAAAAUAAAGAUCUGAUUUUUAUCUAUUUGUGAUAUUCAUUAUCACUGAGUUCUAGACAUAAAGUGAAUUUUGUGCUUAUACUCAUGGGAAAUACUAUCCAACAUAUAUGAGGGAAUACAAAUUAGUUUCUAAUUGACGUGUUAAAUUUUUCCUCUUUAAGCAGUUUUUAAAUUUAAGCAAAAAAUAGGUAAAGCUGUGCUGGUCUUCAUCAUUGUUUCCUCUCGUUUAUUGGAAUAAGCCAAGUUAUUUAAAUCCAGCCAAGUAUUUAGGUCUAGUUUUAAUAAAACACCAGAUUAAGCCUACAGACUAGACAAAUUAGCCAGAAACUGUUUAUUCAGAGAAAGGAUGUAUGUUACAAAGAGCACAGAUAUGCAGGAUCAUGAGAAAUGCAUGCAAAUCCUGGGAAGCAAUGGGAAUGCUCCAGCAACCUCUGAUUACUUUGCAUAAUUGACUCCAUCUCAAUGAAUCUGAAAUUUAGCUUUCAGUUUUUCAUAAUUGUACAUUUAUAGUAACAUGCUUCAAUAACUUUAAAAUGAAACAAAUUACUGUUAAAAAUAAAUGUACUAUACAUUUAAAUCAUUUUAAAGAACUUAAGUAUCUACAUCAAGAGAUAUUUAUAUAGAUACCAUUAUAAAAUAAAUAUAUUAAAAUUAAAAGGGUAUCUGAUUUGCACUUAAUAUGAUUUAGUGUACAUAAAUUCUUAAUUCCAACUUAGUAACUUUAGUGAAUCACAUCUGAAUGUUUAUUUUCUACAUGAUGGACCCUGCUAAAAAUGUCAUGAUAUAACAUCCUUAUAGUUCUGCUGAUAACCAUAUAAUAUUUGUUGCUGUUAAGGAUCAAUUUAAAAUGACACUCUACACUGAAUUAAGAUACUUAUUGAAAUAUUAUUUUACUUCAAGUCUAAUUUUAGCUCCAGAGAAGGCAGUGAUGUCUUAAAGGCUUGAACAAUUUUUUCUUUUUCUUUUACUCCAGGAAGAUCACUUAGAAACAAAUACUUCAGGUUCCUGUAAAAAGAAGAAAAUUUUAAAAGUUACUGUAAUUUGACCUUUACUCUUAUAGCAUUAAAAAUAAAUUUGUUUUAUUGGCUUUUUAAGAAAUUACACACAGUAUGUGUUCAUAUCAUCCUACACAUUCAAAAUGACUUUUAGAACAGUAGUCCUAGAGUACUACUUUAAAUGAAAUUCAUGCUAGGAACUAAUCUAGACUUUGGAAAGUUUAGUUGUUCUGGUUAUGUCAAUAAUUCUACUGAGUUUUUCCAAAUAUGUAUAUUAUGGCAUAGAACUCCUUUGCAUGUUAAAUAUAAAAUAUGACAUCA
This is a messenger RNA of Bubalus bubalis (water buffalo), 4964 nucleotides long. It is a transcript of the gene CDKL1, whose product is annotated as cyclin dependent kinase like 1. Lineage: Eukaryota; Metazoa; Chordata; Mammalia; Artiodactyla; Bovidae. Gene Ontology annotation, molecular function: cyclin-dependent protein serine/threonine kinase activity; ATP binding. The record is from RefSeq and is a predicted model, not a curated record. Gene Ontology annotation, cellular component: nucleus. Gene Ontology annotation, biological process: protein phosphorylation. The coding region runs from base 431 to 1489 and encodes 352 amino acids. The transcript is spliced from 10 exons.